Molecule: messenger RNA, 1260 nt
Organism: Schizophyllum commune H4-8
Lineage: Eukaryota; Fungi; Basidiomycota; Agaricomycetes; Agaricales; Schizophyllaceae
Product: ribonuclease H-like protein
Exons: 3
Coding region: 278-1114 (278 amino acids)
Biological process (GO): DNA replication, removal of RNA primer
Molecular function (GO): nucleic acid binding; RNA-DNA hybrid ribonuclease activity
Source: RefSeq, a predicted model, not a curated record
GGAUAGGAGACCGUGAAGAGUGAUCGCUUGAAGAAGGCAGAAAUACGGUGGCAUAGGUAGGAGAGCUUGCUUGAGCAAGAGAACGAAAACGACUUUCGAGAAAUAUAUACACGCCGAGCAUCGUGCCGACGCGUCUAGACUGUAGCGCUCUCGUCAGUGCACGUCAGAGUAGAUCGUCUGCAAAUGACUCGGUGAACUUGUAAAUUCUCGCUCUCUCUUCCCUUUCCCCUUCCCUUCCUGUCAUAAUCCCUGUCCUCUUUACCACACAACCGUCACCAUGCCCGGCACCGUCACCCCCUCUACCGUCCAAAGCGCUUCGAGCUCUACCUCGGAGUCCCGCCACGAAUGCCAAUACCCCGACAUCGCCAUAGACCCCACGACCAACGAGUACCCCUUCCAGCGCAAGAUGGUGUUCUGCGAGCUUCUGACAUCGCAGUUCACCCCCGCACAGCUCGUGCAGGUGUGCGGCGAAUGCCUGCAGUACUCGGCGCGCUGUUGCACGCAUGUGGGAUUAGGCAAGGCCUGUCAUCAUUUUAGGCUGGUGUUCACGAGUGGGGCGUGUGUGGAUGGGAGGGCGGGCAUCUCCGUCGUCCUCGGCCAAAUCGGCCCCGGCAUCGACCAGUUCGCGCAGCCCGUCACUGACGAGAUGGAUCCCGGCCAAAAACGCACUUCCCAGCGCGCGGAACUGCUCGCUGCGUUGAUAGGCGUGCGCCGCGCGAUGGACGGUGAUCUGCACGAGUAUGAGGGGUACGAUCCGAGCGCGAUGAAGGAGCGUAUCAUUGCGACGGACUCGGAGUAUGUGGUAAAGGGGAUGACGGAGUGGAUGGGGCAGUGGAAGCGCAACGGAUGGAAGACCUCCAUGGGCAUGACGCCAGCGAACCUCGACCUCUUCCAGCUCCUGGAGCGCACGAUUGAGGAGAUGGAAGUCGAGCAUAACGCGGUGUUCGGAUUCUGGCAGGUGCCGAAGAGCGUGAACAGGGAGGCGGAUAAGAUGGCGAGGGCGGCUGCGAGGGGUGGGGUAAAGGUCGUGCCAGAGAAAGCAGCAGAGGGGAGCGCGGAGGGAGCGCGGAAGCGGCUGGUUAAGGUCGGGGCGGUCGAGGGAGAGAAGUCAUAGCUGAUGGCCAGGCGAAUGGAUUAUAUGCAGAAAUUUGUCCUUUGAUCAUGAGGCUUUCAUGCACGCUCAUGCCAUUUGCGCCAGGUGCAGCGUACAUCACGUCAAUUCGACUACUACUGCAGUUCACAGGAAGUUCAGCAAUGCAG